Leptidea sinapis is the source of this 636-nucleotide messenger RNA. RefSeq lists its product as uncharacterized. Bases 1 to 636 code for a protein of 211 amino acids. NCBI's taxonomy places the organism in Eukaryota, Metazoa, Arthropoda, Insecta, Lepidoptera, Pieridae. The transcript is spliced from 3 exons. The record is from RefSeq and is a predicted model, not a curated record.
AUGGUGGACUGGGAUCUUGUGUUCAUAGCAACACUUGCUGAAGAAGAAGAAGAGAAAUCUAAUCAAUCAAGAAGAUUUUGGGUGAACAACUUUUGGAAGCAACGAUAUAUGUCCGGUGAAAUCAACAAUUUAUUCAAUGAUUUGCGUUAUGACGUUCGAAAAUUUUAUGAUUCUUAUAGAAUGAGUUAUGAAAAUUUUGAAAGUCUGGUUCAUUUGCUCCGACCUUACAUGGAGAAAAAACAAUCAAGAUUUCGCUCACCUAUACCUGUUGAAGACAGAUUGUCUGUGUGCUUGAGGUUUCUAAUAACAGGAGUCAGUUUCAAAACUUUAGCAUUCAAUUACCGAAUGGGAUUAAGUACAGUUCGUUGUAUAGUUCAUGAAACCUGCCGUGUAAUCUGGAAUAUUCUUGGCCGUGUCGUUCUGCCAAAACCAACAACAGCACAAUGGAAGAUAAUUGCUAAAGACUUUGAUGAAAUAUGGAAUUUUCUAAAUUGUAUUGGUGCCAUGGAUGGCAAGCACUUCAAGAUACGAGCUCCAAAUAAUAGUGGAAGAAAAGGAAUUUUAAAAGAAGAAGGGCAAAAGCGAGGAAAAAAGCGGAACGGUCAUGUCGAGGACAGGCAAAGAAUAUAUGAUUAA